AACUUAAAAGCGUUUUUUCCUCUGUAACCAAGAAAAAAGAAAACUAAACUUAAAAGCGAUCGAGAGGAUGCGCAAGGUUCUAUUUCCGUACAAACGCCAAACAACUUUUCUUUUCUUUCUUCCAUUCUUCCUUUCUGGGGUUGCGGCUGACUCGAGUUGAGUCCAGCACCACAAAGGAAGAAGAAGAAGAAGAAGAAGAAGAAGAAGAAGGCGGCGGUUACCGAAUUAUUCGGCGGCCGGAGUGGGGUCCAGGAAGAAGGCGACGGUUACCGAUUCUGAUUCUCUCUCUCAAUCUCUCUCUCAAUUUUCUUUGUUUCUAUUGGCCGGUUAACUGCAUGCACCAGCACCACACCACAAAGAAUCGGAAUCGGAAUCUCUUCACUUGAAAUUAAGCAAGCAAGCCAAUUCAAAGCAGAGAACCAGAACCCCUAACCGCCGCACUUCGCCGUGAACCGCCAGAUCCCUUAUCCAUAAAAGAUGGUGGUCGAAAACGCUUCCUUAGCCAGCCUUAGCCACCGUCGAGAUUCCGGCAUUGAGGAGGCCAUAGAUGGUGUGCCUAUACAAACUGACUCCAAAUUCUACGAUGACGAUGGCCGUCUUAAGAGAACAGGAAACGUUUGGACUACAAGUUCCCACAUAAUAACAGCUGUGGUAGGUUCUGGGGUGCUCUCCUUAGCCUGGUCCAUAGCUCAGAUGGGUUGGAUCGCUGGUCCUGGAGUGAUGAUCUUCUUCAGUGUCGUCGCUUUGUACACUUCAUCAAUUCUAGCUGAAUGCUAUCGUUGUGGCGAUUCCCAUUUUGGGAAGAGAAACUACACUUUCAUGGACGCAGUUCAGAACAUUCUUGGUGGGUUCAGUGUUACAAUAUGUGGGAUAGUUCAGUACUUGAAUCUUUUUGGAAGUGCAAUAGGAUAUACAAUUGCGGCUUCCAUGAGCCUCAUAGAAAUCAGAAAGUCUUUCUGUUUGCAUUCCUCUGGUGGAGAAGACUCAUGUCAUGUGUCCGGCUACCCAUACAUGAUGGCUUUUGGAGCAAUACAGCUUUUCUUUUCUCAAAUUCCAGAUUUUCAUAACAUGUGGUGGCUCUCAAUAGUUGCUGCAAUCAUGUCUUUUGGCUAUUCCACAAUUGGUCUCUGUCUUGCAGUUUACAAAAUUACAGAAACGGGCAGUUUCAUGGGUAGCCUCACAGGAAUAAGCAUUGGAACUGUGACACCGGUUCAAAAAGUAUGGGCGGUUUUCCAAGCUCUUGGUAACAUAGCCUUCGCCUAUUCAUAUUCUUUCGUUCUCCUUGAAAUUCAGGACACCAUCAAAUCUCCACCAUCUGAAGUAAAUACAAUGAAGAAGGCUACAAAGUUAAGUAUUGCAGUGACUACAACGUUUUAUAUGCUUUGUGGCUGCAUGGGCUAUGCUGCUUUUGGAGACUCAGCACCUGGGAACUUACUCACUGGAUUUGGCGUCACCAAAGCUUAUUGGAUUAUUGACAUUGCUAACGCUGCUAUCGUAAUUCACCUUGUGGGAGCAUACCAAGUGUAUGCCCAACCCCUCUUCGCCUUCAUUGAGAAAGAGGCAGCAAAAAAAUGGCCCAAAAUUGACAAGGGAUUCAAAGUUAAAAUACCUGGUCUUCCAUCCUACAACCAGAACAUAUUUAUGUUAGUUUCGAGGUCAGUGUUUGUUAUCAUCACCACUCUCAUAGCAAUGCUGAUUCCAUUCUUCAAUGACGUUCUGGGAGUGAUUGGAGCACUCGGGUUUUGGCCUUUAACUGUUUACUUUCCAUUGGAGAUGUACAUCAUACAAAAGAAGAUCCCAAGAUGGAGCACGAAAUGGAUUCUUAUGGAAUUGAUGAGCGUGUUCUGCCUCUUAGUAUCAGUCGUGGCUGGUCUCGGCUCAGUGGUCGGUGUUCUGCUCGACCUCCAGAAAUACAAAGCAUUCAGCUCAGACUUUUAAAUGUUUGAAUUUCCGUUGAGCUCAAUGCUACGUUUGAGUCAACGUGGCCAAAGUCUUUGAGAUGUGUCUUCUCCAUUUGCGAGGAAACCAAACUGGCAGGUAGCAAGAAAGGUUAUGGCUGUGGCCUAAUUGUAAUGUUAUCUUUUAGCUUGCUUACAUUUAAGAAAUGGCACUUCAGAAUAAUUGCUGUUGAAUAUCGUGUUAUUUUCAAUCUACGUUUUUUAUUUAAUUUGGAUUAUUCGGUACCAAAUUGUAUAUAGUACUACCAUCAUAUCUUGAAAAAAGUAAAGGCAUAUCUUAAGAUUUCUGCUUCUAUAUAAUUAUUGAAGUUCCAUGUUA
This is a messenger RNA of Lotus japonicus, 2277 nucleotides long. RefSeq names its product amino acid permease 3-like. The coding region runs from base 478 to 1938 and encodes 486 amino acids. The record is from RefSeq and is a predicted model, not a curated record. Gene Ontology annotation, cellular component: plasma membrane. The transcript has 9 exons. Lineage: Eukaryota; Viridiplantae; Streptophyta; Magnoliopsida; Fabales; Fabaceae.